AUGGGGGGGCCGCGAGUACCGAAACCCGGAGAACCCGGAUAUGAAGCAUAUAUGGAAGAAAGAAAAGUCCGGCUCAAUGACGCCAGCAGACGUUCCUACCAGCGCAGGAGAGAGAGAUUGAGAGCUGAGGCUGAAGCAGCGGCAGCAGCGACAGGAUCAACGAUCGGGCCGCCUCCAGGUUAUGAACGACCUCCUAAGCAUGGACGAGAUGAUGAUGACGACGAAGGAGACAACGGCGAGGGGUCAUCUAAGCGUCCGAAAACACCAAGCGCACCCAGGCCCAAGAGAACAACACGAGCACGGGCAAGGAGAGCAAGCCCAACACCAGAACCAGAACCAGAACCACAACCAGAGGCUCCAAUUAUUGCGGUACGACCUACAGCCUCGGAUGCAAGACCGGGGAUGGGGCACGACUUGUCGGGUAUGCAGGCGCUCUUUGACGCGACAUACGGUGCACCCCCCAGUCAGCCUGAACCCACAAUUCAAAACAAUUUGACGACCGCUCCCAGCGAAGUCAGCUCCCAUUAUGUUCCUUCCAGUGCUGCGACGGAGAGUGUGGAAGGACGUCGAGUGUUGAGAUCGUCGACGCGCGCACCAACAGGUUCAGUUGCCAGUACCAGCAAUCUCACCACCACUACUGAUCUGUCCACUGUUGUGGCGGAUAGUGCGGCUCGUUUCCUUGCUGCGAUGGCCAGUCUGCCUUCCACCAAGGGUUCGAGGCCUGGUGCUGCUACCUCCAGUACCGUUACCACCAGGGCGGCUCCUGCCAGUGAUGUUACCACCAACGACGCGCACCCUGAUGAUGCUACGAUGGCCAGUCUGCCUUCCACCAGGGCUUCGAGGCGUCGUUCUGCUACCCCCAGUACCGUUACAACCAGCGCGGCUCCUACCAGUUAUGUUACCACCAACGACGCGGACCCUGAUGAGUCGUGGAGGGCGGAGUCCCCUUCGCCUUCGGACUCGGAAGACGGGAAUCCCAGUUCUGAUUCUUCGGACUCGGAAAACGAGAAUCACAGUUCUGAUUCUUCUUACACGGAACGACGGCCCACGCAACGACGGCCCACGCAACGGCAGCCCACGCAACGGCAGCCCACUGCACCUUCGACAAGCAGCUUUCGGUCCGUAGAGCCAGAAUACCGGACCCGUCGACAACUGGAGCAAGAUGCCAUUAGAAUGGCUAACUCCAAUCUGGCCGCUCAUAGUUUGACCAAUCCAUAUGGCUGGACCACAGGAACCUUGACGUACGUCCAUUGGUUACCGCUGCCGCCUGUUGACUAUCUCGCACAGCUGGUAAAGCACCUGCAUCGCCCGAAUUCCAGGAAGAACAUGCGCGGUAUCAGUAGGAAUUACUAUGACGUCUACAUCUAUCAUUUCGGGGAUCACUACAAGCUAAGGGCGAAUAUGGAAAUGGACUAUGCCGCGCUCGUGCCUAUCGUCGUCGACUGUUAUGCGAGGAAUGAUGGCAGGCCAAUCGGGGCUUCAACGGGUACCAUUUGCGAUCGAUGCUGGUUUCAUGGCUCUCGGUGUACAUCAACAGGAGACAAUUCGUGUAUGGCUUGCAACAGAGCACAUCAACCCUGCACCUUCACCGACCGACGCACUUUCGUCACACGGCACCUAGCUGGUACUGCUCAGUACAACUGGUCCAUUCAGCACACUGGAAAAAUACCGAAGGAGACCGCAACUCCAAAUGCCAGCCGGCUGUUUGUUAACUGGGAAGACACCACGUUGUACCCACUGCCGCCUUUGCCGCCGCCUGAUACCGACGUGGUGAGGCGAGGCGCAAGCAGCGAGCGAGAGCGUUUUAAGAAUAGGGUUCCUCUGCCGCAGUUACCUUUCAACAGGCCGUAUCAGGUGCCAGACAGCAUGAUUGAGAAAUACCCGCAUCUGGCAAAUGCCGGGCCAUGGCCACUUCCAGAGCCAUUCCCGACCAGUUAUGAGCAAUGGGUUGGUAGGGAGUCGGACGAAGCUUAUGAAGAGCGACGUCGCAGGUGGGACGAAAUCGCCGAGUACUUGGCAAUUGCGAGGGAUAAAUAUAAAAAGACUGUCAAUUCAAAAACCUACGUCCCGAGAGCCAAAAUUGCACGCACCCGUGAGCAGCAAAUGACCUUCAUGAGGAAGCAGUUCUUUGCAUACAAGUACGAUUUUCUAGAUAAGGGGAGGUCUAAGCCACGGGGACGCGAGAGAUACCGGAUAGAAACGGCGGGCGAGGAUUCGACGGCUCGGGCACUGGCUCGGGAAACGGAACAUGGUGUCUAUGAGGAAUCGGAGCACGAGAGCGAAGGCGAGGGCAAUGGUUCAGCUGCAGGCCGAAAUCGUCUUCGUCGUGCUGCUCGGGAUCGAGCUCUAGCUCAAGCUGCAGAUCGAGCAGGUCGCCGGGAAGGUGCGGCAUCAGUGAAUACUCUCGAGGACCACGCCAACGACGUGUUGGACAAGCUGGAGAAACUGAAAGACGUGCUCAACCAACGCCAGCUUGGUAGCUACGCCGACGUCCUCCAGUCAGUCAACCGGUUUAUUGGCUUCACACGUGGCAUCGGUGCCCGGGUCCGAGGAGAACUUGAUUCCACGCCGGCUGAUUCUCUGGAUCCUCCUACGGCUCCUCCCAUGGCUCCUACUAUGGCUCCUCCUAUGGCUCCUCCUGUGGCUCCUCCUAUGGCUCCUACUAUGGCUCCUCCUGUGGAUCCUGCUAGCCGUUAUCCUCUGGAUUAUACUCCUUCGCUUAUUUCUUCUCCGGCUCUUUCUCUCCCCAGUGCUCGACACCAGCCGUCUCCUAACUACAUGGCUCCAACUCAAUUCAAGCGCCCACGAAGAAACGUUCCUACCCCCAAUCAGCCAUCUACACGUCGCCAGAAUGCCACGACCGAUAACCAGCGCAAGCUCCAACAGGUACGCGAGAGACGGGCCAAGAGACAGAACGCCAGCUCCCGUGUCCAAGAACGUGAAGAUCCUGUUUCUUUCAUUGACCCUGCGAUCCUUGGUUCCGGGGGUGUCACCCACGCCCCUCCACCCGCUGCCCCCACACGUCCCGUACGCUCUCGGCAACCCCAACAGCUUCCUGGUGGAAAUAUAUCUAACGGGCUUGACUUCGACGAGGCUCAAGGGCCCUUGGAGAUGACGGAGGCCGCUUUCCCUAAUCCCCGUCGCCCGUCUAGACGAAAUGCCGCCGCACCCGCCAACAAUGCCAUGCCCUAUGCCCCCGCGUCUAGCUACCAGGGGCAUUAUAAUCAGCCGGCCGACUCAGACGACGAUGGCUUUGACAAUCAGUGGCAUCAGGCCCAGGAGUAUCCUGAACCUCCGUCGUCUGACCUGCCCGAGCCUAUCAUUCCGCCGCCUCUGCAGCCUCCACAGCCUCCGCAGCCUGAGCAGUCUGCUCCGACGUCGAAGAAGCCUAGAAAGGAGCCUACUAGGCGCAGUCGGAGGAUCCAGAACGCUUCCUCGAAAGCUGACUCAAGAGCUGACUCGAGAGAUAACUCGGAUGUGGACAUGAAUGACGCUUAA
This is a messenger RNA of Aspergillus mulundensis, 3498 nucleotides long. RefSeq lists its product as uncharacterized. The coding region runs from base 1 to 3498 and encodes 1165 amino acids. Lineage: Eukaryota; Fungi; Ascomycota; Eurotiomycetes; Eurotiales; Aspergillaceae. The record is from RefSeq and is a predicted model, not a curated record. The transcript has 3 exons.